CGGCACCGGCGGGAGGGCGCGGCGCCGCCCGCGCUCCCGGGACAAAGCGCGGCCAUGAGCCGGGUGUAGGCCCCCGGGACCCAGCCGCCGCUCUGCUCCGCUCCCUUCGGCCGCCGUGGGGGCUCGGAGUAGGGGGUCUCUUGUCGCGGGGUGGAUGCCGGCUGGGGCCGGCCGCGCCCGGUACCAUGCACACCGUGCAGAAGGACACCACCUUCACAAAGAUCUUCGUUGGGGGGCUGCCCUACCACACCACCGACUCCUCCCUCAGGAAGUACUUCGAGGUCUUCGGGGACAUCGAGGAGGCGGUGGUGAUCACCGACCGGCAGACGGGCAAAUCCCGGGGAUACGGCUUUGUGACCAUGGCAGACAGAGCUGCAGCUGAAAGAGCAUGCAAAGACCCGAAUCCCAUCAUUGAUGGCAGGAAAGCAAACGUGAACCUGGCAUAUUUGGGAGCAAAACCAAGGAGUAUUCAAACUGGUUUUACCAUAGGUGUGCAGCAGCUACAUCCAGCCUUCAUUCAGAGACCCUUUGGACUGGCACCUCACUACGUUUACCCCCAAGCUAUCAUCCAGCCCAGCGUGGUGAUCCCUACCCCUGUGCAGUCCAUCACCUCUCCCUACAUCGACUACACCGCCGCCAGCCAAGCCUAUUCCCAGUACACCACAGCUGCCUACGACCAAUACCCCUACGCUGCCUCCCCCGCUGCCGGCUUCGUGGGAUACGGCUACACGGGGGCGGUGCAGCCCCCCAUCACCGCCAGCACCCCCGCAGCCCCCGCCACUGCCUUCGUGCAGUACCAACCCCAGCAGCUGCAGCCCGACCGCAUGCAGUGAGGGCCCCGCAUCGCCUUAGGCACCCAGGACAAUCUGUUACCAUGGAAAGGUGCGACUAGGACUGACAACGGCAACAAAACCAGAAUAAAAGAAACGAAAGAAAUCAGACCCGCCCCUUUGUCCCCUUUAUGUAGGUGCAUAUCAAUACCUUAAGCUAUUUAUAGUGUUAAGGGCAAAACCCUUGCAGUCUGACCCGUGCUCAUGAAAAAUGGACUUCUGGUAAGUUGAUUUGUUGGGUUUUGUUUUGUUUUCAAUCCGGACAGAUAUUGUCUUGAAGAUGUUCUAAAAGUGACUGAAAUGUUUCACAAGAAAAGUACAGAUUCUUGCACACAUGGCAGUCUGCUCCCAUCACCUGUGGUCAUCUUCCCAGCCCUACCCCGUCAGACCUCCCCUCCUCAUCAAACCUGCAAGCCUCUUAAUUACUGUUAGUACAGAGGUACUCGAAGAACAUGGAAAAAAAGCAAUCUUAUUUUUUGGUUGUACAAAAACUUUGUAAUACUCAGAGAUGCCUUACAGAAAAAAAAAAGCGAAAGAAAAAGAAACUAUUUUUUAAUAUUUAUUGCGAUUUUAUUCGCAUGAGCUGUGAAUUGCAGACAGAAGAAUAGUAGUAAGUAUCUGCCUUGUUUAAUUCUCAUUUUACUAAAUUAUUGUAUGUAGGUAAAUGCUGAAUCACUUCAACAUGCAAAAGGGAAUAUUGGCUUGAAGGAGAGCAGAAUAUUCCUUUAGUCAACGCACUGUACUAUUUUCUUAUUGUAAUUGUUACUCUGUUAAGAUUAUCUCAAAUUUAGGUAUAUUUUUAAAUGCAAAAAAACAACCAAGAAUACCGAACAUUUUGUCUACUUUGGUAGAUCUUUUGUUACAAUGCUGCAACCUAUGGAGACAUUUACAGUAUUUAUGUAAAAGUGAUCUGGAGCUGUUGGCCAGGAAAGCUUAGGAGAAUAUCAUGAGUGGAGCAAAAGAGAAGAAGGUGUUAUGUCACUGAACAAAUGGGUAAACGUAACCUUUUUAUGCCUAUAAUCCAACAGCCAAAUAAAGGAAGAGAACAGAUGAUGUAAGUUAAGUGCAUUUCUACAAAAAACAGCAAUAAACUAUUUUAACUUUUAAAAUUA
Molecule: messenger RNA, 1942 nt
Organism: Calypte anna (Anna's hummingbird)
Lineage: Eukaryota; Metazoa; Chordata; Aves; Apodiformes; Trochilidae
Gene: RBM38
Product: RNA binding motif protein 38
Exons: 4
Coding region: 186-833 (215 amino acids)
Cellular component (GO): cytosol
Molecular function (GO): RNA binding
Source: RefSeq, a predicted model, not a curated record